Priapulus caudatus is the source of this 1674-nucleotide messenger RNA. RefSeq names its product proteoglycan 4-like. Gene Ontology annotation, molecular function: protein binding. The record is from RefSeq and is a predicted model, not a curated record. Bases 172 to 1557 code for a protein of 461 amino acids. NCBI's taxonomy places the organism in Eukaryota, Metazoa, Priapulida, Priapulimorpha, Priapulimorphida, Priapulidae. The transcript has 7 exons. Gene Ontology annotation, cellular component: cytoplasmic vesicle.
GCUCCAACAAAAGUCCGGAGCACUACACGGAGAGGAAGAUGGCGCUGUUCUGUGGUGAACAUGACAUCAACUGCAGUGGUUCAUCACAGACCACGUCCCUGAAGGAUAGCCCCUCAGACAUCAGGCCCGUCUUCGCGUGCGUACUACGAGCUGGUGGCAAGCAUCAAUAACAUGCCCAGCCUCCGAAACAACUCCACCAAGUUCAGUGCAUUCGUUCUUGGACUGCUAAACUUGAAGGCACUGGAGGCAUGGUUGAUGUAUCUGAGACAGAGAGAUCAGUUGCUAGGGAAGCACUACAAGCAGGAAGCGUUGCUAAGGCUGGCCAGCACCUCCCACGUGCGUCUGUUCGACGAAAUCAUCAUCGCUGUUCAGCCUCUCGCUGUCCUGCCAUUUGAUCUCGAUAUCAGUCUACUAGAUGGCGCCACCAGCCUGACAACGAGCUUUGCUGUGACGCCACUCACGGGCGAAACAGGUGUACAAUACUCACCAUCGAAGCAGCCAGCGGCAACCGUAAAGUCGCCGUCACCGCCCACAGACAAGUUCCCCGCGGCGCAGGCGAGCAUUGAGGUGUCGCCCCCUGGCGACAGAUCGCCCAGCGCGAUCCCCACAGCGCUUCUGAAGACUCAGGGCUUCCGAGUCUCCGCGGCGAGACACGACCCACGCGAGACAAAGCCGACGACUCCGCCCGGCGGAAAGCCAUCGCUUCCGGAACGGAAACCGGAUCCCCGGGUUCCCGCGCGGGGGAAGCCGUCCCUCCCCGAGAGGAAGCCGGAGAGGGUUCCCUCGAGGAGGAGCCCCACCGAGGGGAAACCCCUGCUCCCCGAGCGAAAACCGGAGAGGGAGAGGACCUCCCGGCCGCAGAUGCGCGUCGCCUCGCCGGACGCGUUCUCGCUCGCCUCGCUCACGAGCAGCAUGCGCCGCCGCUGGGGAGGUCUCGGCUCGAACAUCAUCAAGACGAUCGACAAGCUGAUGGAGCCCCGCACGCCGACGUCCCCCCCGCCGCCGCAGCUCGAUGCUCCGCCGCCGAAGCCUCCGCGCCGGUCCGUCGCCGCGGCAACGAGGAAGACGGGUGCGCAGCAGCAGCAGGCUCCGAUCAUGCUGAUGAAUCCGAUGGCAGAUGCUGACACGCAGCGGAGGUUGGAGGCGGACGCAGAGGGCGCCACCGACAGUCGCGCGUCGGCCAGUUCCGUUUCGUCGCAGGAUACAGAUACGGCAGGCACGCCCGACUCUGAGGAGACGGUGGCGCCCCUCGGUGGCAAGAAAUGGUCCAAGUCGAGGAGGGUGCAGACGAGGAUUCCGACUAUCAAGAAGAUGGUAUCCUCUAACACCUCCAGCGGCAGUGACAAGGAACGGCCGGAAACCAUGAAGCUGUGGGGAAAACAUUUCAAGCACGCGAGAGCGCACACGGAGCACCGGGCGCGGCGGGCGAACGAGCUCAGCUUUGAGAAGGGGGCGCUACUGCAGGUGGUGCACGACGUCGACCGUGAUUGGCUGCGCUGCCAGCACCUCAGCAAGGUCGGACUCGUGCCGAAGAAGUGCAUCCGCGGGUGUCCGUGAGUGCCGGGGUCGCGCCGAGGUCACAUCGGGGCCACGGCAAGGUCAGGUCAGGGUCGUGGCAGCCUCGCACUGAGGUCACAGCAAGGUCGCACCUAGGUCGCUGCGGUGUCGCAUAAA